Molecule: messenger RNA, 2144 nt
Organism: Eublepharis macularius
Lineage: Eukaryota; Metazoa; Chordata; Lepidosauria; Squamata; Eublepharidae
Gene: PRR13
Product: proline rich 13
Exons: 4
Coding region: 177-647 (156 amino acids)
Cellular component (GO): nucleoplasm
Source: RefSeq, a predicted model, not a curated record
UGGCCUGUAAGAAGUUUCCAACGUAGGCUGUGAGCCAAUAGGGCUCAGGGAUUUGCAGGCAGAGCCGGGUGCAAGGGAGGGUUCCCGGAAGCGGCGGCUGCAGAAUUGUGCAGAGGCGGACGAGCAGCAGGGAGUCCCGAAGGCGAAGGUGACAAAUUCUUCUCUCCUUGUGGACUAUGUGGAAUCCCAAUACAGGCCAGCCUGGCGGCUACCCGGGAGCAGCCUAUCCCCCCAAUGCUUCCUACCCUGCCGGCUCCAAUCCUGCCUAUCCUCCUGCAGUGAAUCCUGGUUUCCCUCCAGGCCCUGUGCCUGCUGGCUCGUACCCUGUCCCCCCAGGGAUCCCAGGCCAGCCCGCCUACCCUCCAGGCCAUCCUGUUCAGCCCUCUUAUCACGGUCACCAGCCUGGCUACCCCGUCCCACCUGGUGGCCCUUACCUGCCCCCUGCUCCUGGGAUGCCUGGAGGGAUGGGGGUUAACCCUUUGCUGCCUGGAGCAGUUGCUGUGGGCACCCAUGUGCUGGACAAGAAGGAAGCCAAGAAGAUGAGGAAGAAGAUGAAGAAGGCUCACAAGAUGCACAAACCGCAUAAGCUCCACAAGCUGCAUGGCAAGCAUUCCUCCUCUUCUUCCAGCAGUAGCGAUUCGGACUGAGGCCUCUUCCUACCUUCCAGCUCUACCUCCUUCCCUAAAACGCCGCUUCCUGCAUCCAUCCAAUAAUCACCGGAUAAAUAAUCACCAGAUAAAAACGACUCCUCCUUGCUGCUCCUCCUGUUCUUACAGGUUUGGGCCAAAAUGUCAAGAUUAUCUCGCUGGCAUGCGCAGCAGUCUGCAAAGCCUGAUGGGAACUCUGGUGAUGUUGAUUAAAUAGAACUAGACUGAUCAGCUGCUCUGCAGAAGUAGGAAGGCAUUAUGCGGGUGUAAAGACCACUGGAAAACCUACAAGCCUGUAGCCUUCCGAAAAUGUAGACUGACCAACCCUGCAACCAAUCAAGUCAUUCCUGAGCACCUUGAAGCUUUCUGAUUGAUUCCCAAAUACCUGCAGAAACAUGUCAUGUUAUCACUUUAAGCUGAAAUUUGAAUGUGGGGUGAUGGGUUCGAGUUGGCCGAAGCGCUUUCGGAUUUGCCUUUACUCCCAAAACAACUGUUUGCCUUUUCCAUCUUGCAAGGGGAAAUGGUAAAGCGAAGGAGAGACUGCCCUACAUUUGAAUUGUAUCUGACAAAUGCUUGUUGUUCACUAUAUAAACGAGAAUUAUAGGCUUCUUACUAUAGCAAAUAAAACAUGUUUGAUCGGGGAUAAUUGUGCACUUCGUUAUGAGCAUAUUUUAUGGGCUUUAUAAUGUGAUUUGAGGGGCAAAUUUAUUAGGUUUUUUUGUAGGAUUGUUGAGGAUAAAAAUCUUGUUUGGAAUAUAUCCUAGGAGGUUGUUUACUUCGGCCUGGGAGUUAAUCCCUCACAUUAUACUUUUUAUUAUUACUUCCAUGGGUGCAGCUCUCAUUGAUCUGAAGUAGGUAUCUGGCUUGAGGGGUUGGUAAUGUCUAAUAAAUUACCACAAGGACGUACAUAUGGUGAUACAAUUUUUACAUACCUGCAGUCCAAGCCAUUCCAUUUGGAGGGAACAUGUCCUCACUUUUUAAUCCGUUCUUGACCCUGAGCUAGUUUGCUGGUGUCUUGUCAAGAUAGGGUUGCUUAGAUAGCAUCCAGUUGUAGAUUUUAGGCUUGGAAGAAGUUUAGUCAAAAGUGGGCUGAUUCCGCACACGUUGGAUAAUGCACUUUCAAUGCACUUUAUCAAUCGUUUGAGGUGGAUUUUUUGUUCCGCACAUGAAAAAAUCCAUUCCAAAUGAUCUAUAAAGAGGACUGGAAGUGCAUUAUCCAACGUGUGCGGAAUCACUCGUGGACAAAAUAGGACUUUUAUAGACCUAUUGGAAUAAGGCAAAUGAAAUUUGCUAAGAUAUGAGCUUCCGCUGCUUUGAAAGGCACAAGAGAGGAUGCUGAGCCCUAUCUUAUUGUGAUAGCUUGCUUCCUAGUUCAUGAAUUCUUCCACCACCCUGCCCCUGUCAACAGUUGCACAAAUGUGUGUAUCUAAUGAUCCCAGACUUAAACUUGUUUUUUUGUUGCCUGUGUUCACUAUAAAGGGCUUUUUGAUUUUACUA